CCCGACUUCCAGAUGGCCUAAGAGAUCGCGUAGCUCAACAAGUGCCCCUUUCCGAACGAACAUCGGCCUAAGAGGAACAAAACUCCAGUUAACGUAAACGCGGUGCACUCCGUCGAAAGACGUCGGCGCGUAAACAAAUCGAGAGCUGUGCUGGUGGGCCACCUGCCGACCGGCGUGGCGCCUACUAUCGUUGUCGACCGUCCAAAGCGGCACGGGGGAAAAAUCGACCCGCUUCCCGAACACAUCGGAACCCGGCGGAAAACCCAACAACGCGAAAAGGUGGCGCCGAAAUCGUACCCGGCCGGCGCACGCGACAUGGAGGGCGAAGUGAGCGUGCUGCUGGUCAUCACGGUGAUCAUCGGCACGAUCCUGAUGACGUCGCUGCUGGCCUGCUACAUCUGCGUGUUCCGGCAGCUGUGCUGCUCGCGGGACGUCGACCUGGACCGCGGGUACAGCACGCGCGGCUCCAAGCGAACCCUGCGCGACAGCACCAACCUGGCGGAGAUCACGAACAUCACCAGCCAGCAGACGGAGAUCGAGAAGGUCUAGCUAAGGGCGGGCGAAGAGGCCAUCACUUCGCUCUAGGACCUCCAACGAAAAUGGCCGGAUGCAAUGUCCCGCCGCUCUUCCCACGUCUUCAAACCCAGCCGGACUUUCGUUUGUAAAUAGCCAUGUUUCCCGCGCGGGGUUUCCCGUGUCUUCCGCCAUCCCGGCUAUGCGGUUCCAAUGGAAUGGGCCAAGGAAUGCCGGUGUCCUCGUGCCAAUCAAAGGAACUUCAAAGCGCACCUAAGGCGUCCACCUCGCAACAUCAACCAUAUCAUCGGAAUCGAAGCAGUUCUGUAUAUGUUUGAAAAAAGAAAGCGCACCCUUCGCUCUCCACCCCCACAAAAAUCGAAUGAUUGAUGUGUUUGUGUCUGUGUACGUGUGCUGAAUGUAUCGAGUUUAUGUAUCGAACGGGGCGUGAGUGUUUUUUGCGGUCAACGCA
This is a messenger RNA of Anopheles coustani, 985 nucleotides long. RefSeq lists its product as uncharacterized. Lineage: Eukaryota; Metazoa; Arthropoda; Insecta; Diptera; Culicidae. The transcript has a single exon. Bases 316 to 549 code for a protein of 77 amino acids. The record is from RefSeq and is a predicted model, not a curated record.